Molecule: messenger RNA, 3664 nt
Organism: Loxodonta africana (African savanna elephant)
Lineage: Eukaryota; Metazoa; Chordata; Mammalia; Proboscidea; Elephantidae
Gene: UBTD1
Product: ubiquitin domain containing 1
Exons: 3
Coding region: 1012-1572 (186 amino acids)
Molecular function (GO): protein binding
Source: RefSeq, a predicted model, not a curated record
GGGUUACCUGUCAUCCCAUACAUAUCAAUGGGUAGAUCAAUAUCCCUGCGCUAGAAGUGGGUGAUACAAACCCUCCCCCAGCUACCGCAGGGGAAAUAGAGGUGGUGGAACAGGCAGGUCUCUUGCUGGGCUCCACCCUUUGAGAAUGUGGCAGGGCUGAAACCCAAAUAUCUGACUCUGUGAAGUGCCAGGUGUAUCCACUUACAUUCUGGAAUCUCAAGCUCAGGGUAGACAGUCCCUGAGCCCUGUUUUGGGCUGGUUGGGCUUGGCACUGUGGUUGCAAGAGAAUCUGCUUCUUGUUGCAUGGGCUGCUGUGGCUAUUCUUGAGGGAGGAACUGGGCAACUUCUCUAUUUGCUCAGUAAAUAUUUACUGAGUGCCAGGCACCAUGCUGGCUGCGAACAGACAUAGUCCUUGACCACAUGGAGCUUACAUUUGGGGGGCAGUGGGGGUAGGGCAGAUAAUAAACUCAGUCAUACAAAUUAUAUAUGCUUGAUUGUGUAAAUCGUGUCUGAUUAUAUGUACAAGUAUAUAUUAUAUAUGCUGGUGACUCCCACAUUUAUCAUUUCAGUCUAUCCUCUCCAACUGCUGCCUACUCAACACAUCUAUUGUCCAAAAGGCCAAUUUAACGUGUCCAAAACAGAAUUCCUGAGCCCCCACCCCCCACUCAUCCUAAAGUCCUCCCCAUCUCAGCCAAUGGUGAGUUCUUCCUUCUGGUGGCUCAGGUCCCCAGAACUCUAGAACCAUCCCUGACUCCUCUCUUUCUCAUACAUCCCUUAAAUCCAAUAAAUCUUGUUGACUUUACCUUCAAAUAUACCCAGAAUCUGAUUGCUUCUUACCAUCUCCACCACUUUCACCCUGGUCUAAGCUAUCAUCAGUCUCUUGACUGAUUUUCCUGCUUCCUCCCUUGUCUCCCGACAGACUGUUUUCAUCACAGCAACCAGAGUGAUGCUGUAAACUGACGCAAUGAGCCUCUGAAGAAGGAGCGGCUGAAGUGGAAGAGCGACUACCCCAUGACUGAUGGGCAGCUGCGGAGCAAACGGGAUGAAUUCUGGGACACGGCCCCCGCCUUCGAGGGCCGCAAGGAGAUCUGGGAUGCCCUCAAAGCUGCCGCCUAUGCAGCCGAGGCCAAUGACCACGAGCUGGCACAGGCCAUCCUGGAUGGAGCCAGCAUCACCCUGCCUCAUGGCACCCUCUGUGAAUGCUAUGAUGAGCUCGGCAAUCGCUAUCAGCUGCCCAUCUACUGCCUGUCACCGCCCGUGAACCUGCUGCUGGAGCAUACAGAGGAAGAGAGCAUGGAGCCCCCCGAGCCUGCUCCCAGUGUGCGUCGUGAGUUCCCACUCAAGGUGCGCCUCUCUACAGGCAAGGACGUGAGGCUCAGCGCCAGCCUACCCGACACGGUGGGCCAGCUCAAGAGGCAGCUGCACGCCCAGGAGGGCAUCGAGCCAUCCUGGCAGCGAUGGUUCUUCUCCGGGAAGCUGCUCACAGACCGCACGCGGCUCCAGGAAACCAAGAUCCAGAAAGAUUUUGUCAUCCAGGUCAUCAUCAACCAGCCCCCACCACCCCAGGACUGACGGGCCUAUGGACCCCUGGGAAGAGAGGCUGAGGAGGGCCUCUGCGGGGCUGAGAGGCCUCCCACCUGGAGCACUAGGCCCCCCCACCCUGCUGCUGCCUUUGAGUGCUGUUAUUUUCUUGAGGGGUGCCUCCCCACCAGUUGGCUGCUGAGCAAGCCAGGAAGGAACCCUGCCUCCCAGGGGCAUGUGGGCUACCACUCCCCAGCACUCAGGAAGCAGUGCUGCCACACACAGGCCUUGGCAACCUUGUCAGAGAAAAGGCCAACUGGGGCCCUCUACCCUGCCCCUUUCCCAAGGCAGGUUGGAGCCACGAGGGUUGGCCUGGAGGCCCGCGGAGCCCAGACCCGUCAUCUGGUGCUGCCAGCUGUGCUCACUCCGGUUUUCUGCUCAGGGUCUGAAGCAGCUGCUGUCUCCUGCCCCUGCCCCUACCCUCUGACUCUGCCCUGGGCACAGUGCCAGUCCCCUGGUGGGGAGGGGUCCACCCCUGGGUCCCAGGGCAUGGGGAGUCUGAGGCGGGCCUCUGCCUCUCCCUGCCCCCAGCACAACUGGCAGAGAUGAGGUGGUGGCUGGACAGCUGGGCUGUUGUAGCAGGGGUCUGCACAGGGCCCUCUCCCAGCUGUAACCCAGGCAGUGGGGGGAUCUGCAGCCUGGUUGUGGCCCCACAGCAGGGCCCUGUGUACAGACAUAUCUGCAUAUUUAUCAAUAAAGCCUUUUGCUCCAUCUCUCUCGCCUGGCAUUUGCCUUCGAGUUCUCCUGCAGCUUUGUGGUGCCCCCAGAGCCAGGCGCUGGUUUCCAGGAGCAGUUCUGGUGUGGGAAACGGCGGUGUGGUGCCUCCCCCAGUUGCUCUGAGGAAGCUCAGUAUACAGUGGAGUAAGCCUUGAACCACUAGUCUUUCGAGCUCUUAUCCUUCCUUCUGAGCCCUGAUCCCACCUCAGGAAAAGCCACUUAACCUCUGAACCCACUUUGCUUAUCUUUAAAUUGGAGAUGUUGCCGCCUAUGCUGAUGCUUCCCUCGGUUGUUGGGGGAAUUAAAUGAGGUAACAUGAAAGUGCUUUGAAAGCAAAGGCAGCACCUCAGGAAGGUGGCAUUAGUUACCAGCUAAUCUGCUCCAGGACUGAGGUGUGUGGAAACUGUGGAACACCAUGCUCUUGGUAACGCCAAAGCAGACUCUCUACUACAAAUGUAGAUGAUGAGCAUGGAUCAAGAUUUUGUGUCAGGCUUGCCAGCAAGAGAACCAAAAAGAGAAAGAAACCAGUUUCUUGUGCUUCCAUUAGGGAAUGUGUUCAUAAAAAGAGGAAUCCAAGAUAAGGUUGUUUACCCAAGUGAGCUUUACCUAACCAAAAGCUGUGGCGCCUGCUGCUGGGUCCUGAUGACCCAGGGCUCACUCACUCCCAGAAGUUAAAGGUGUGCAACCAAGCAAGGAAAGGUCUGCUUUUUCUCCGGCUUGCUAUAUUUUCCUCUCAUUGAGCAUGGCCGCCCUGGUCACCCUGAUAGGGAAAGGCCAGGAGAGGAUGAGCAGGGGCUGGCUUGACACUGCAGUCUGACCCUCCCAGUGAAUUCCUGAGGCCCCUCUUGAAGAGAGACCCUAUAAGUCCCUCCUCAGAGGCCUCCUGAGCACUUGCCCUGAGGCAGUGACUAGGGAGGAGACAGAUGAAUGAGGUUUGUCCAUGACUAAUGAACACACAAGUAGCCCUGGUGGGGCAAUAGUUAAGCACUCUGCUGCCAACUGAAAGGUCAGUGGUUCAAACCCACCAGUAGCUCUUCAAGUUAAAAGACCUGUUGAUCUGCUCCUGUAAAGAGUACAGCCUAGGAAACUCUAUGGGGCAGUUCUACUCUGUCAUAUAGAGUCGCUGAGUCAGAAUCUACAGCACACAACACGUAGCUAGAUGCAGGGAUGCCCCACUAGGGGGAGCUGUGGGACCCCAGAAAUGGCCAGCACCACCUGCAGGCAGAGCCGCUGCCCUUGCUCCCACACACUCCCCUAGCGCUCUGACCUGGCAAGGCAAAGCAGCAGGGCCUGUCCACAAGACAGCCUGGGGUGCAGGCCUGCCUUGGGUCCCCACAUUUGGCUUUCAGGCCCCCUCACUGACACU